AGGUGGACUACGACCCCGCGGUCGUGGCUCUGCUGCGGAGCCUCUGCAGCGAGAAGGAGCUGCCGCGCCUGCAGGGCCUGCUGACGGGUCCCUCGGAGGCCGAGGUCUGCGCGGACAGCGUCUCGGCCCUGAGCGUCGCCGUGCUGGACCACUUCGUGCGCCAGUGCCAGCACCAGCCCGAGAAGCGCACGGUGCUGAACCCGCUGGCGCCGCUCUUGCAGCAGCUGGUUGACGGCGACGAGGACCGCCCCCGCAGCGACGAGUCCUGGCAGCCCGCCGAGGACAGCCCCCGCGGCAGCUGGACCGUCGAGGGGCCGCGGGGCUUCUCCGACGUCGCCGUGCGCGCCUCGCGCGUGCUGCUGCACCUGGACUGGCCCACGGGCACCGAGGCCCUGGGCGCCUUCGCGCAGCGCUUCCGGAUGUUCGGAACACUGUCUCACCAUUCUGAAGAAUGCCGUCACAGGGCGUCCGGCAGAAUCGCCACCUCCGGCCUGCAGAACCAGCAGCAGGAGGAGCACGUGCGCGGACGCGGGCUCGUCGACCAGUUGUCCAUGGGGCAGCAAGCGCUGGCUGACUUCGGCGCGCGCCUGGCGCAGCUCGAGGAGAGGAGGGCUGGUCUCGGCGCUGCCCUGGGCAGCUUGCGCGAGGCCAGGCACUCCGUGUGCGUCAGCAUGGAUCGCCACGGCGUGAAGCACUCCAUCUUGGGCACGGAGGUGCAGGAGUUCCAGCGGAGGCUCGAGUCCAACGGCGAGCUCGAGACGAGG
Messenger RNA from Prorocentrum cordatum, 764 nucleotides. NCBI's taxonomy places the organism in Eukaryota, Dinophyceae, Prorocentrales, Prorocentraceae. The record is from the annotation of a GenBank genome assembly.